This is a messenger RNA of Ilex paraguariensis (yerba mate), 1917 nucleotides long. The record is from the annotation of a GenBank genome assembly. NCBI's taxonomy places the organism in Eukaryota, Viridiplantae, Streptophyta, Magnoliopsida, Aquifoliales, Aquifoliaceae.
AUGGUUGAUUCUUUUACACCAGCCAUGCCUGUAUCUCCAUCUCUAGCCGGUGGAGAAAAGAAGCACUGGUGGCUGAGCAACAGAAAGAUUGUAGAUAAAUAUGUGAAAGACGCACGAGUCCUCAUUGCGACUCAAGAACAGAGCGAGAUUGCUUCGGCCCUUAACCUUCUAGAUGCGGCUCUGUGUCUCUCGCCUCGGUUUGAGGUCGCUCUAGAGUUAAAAGCUAGGUCAUUGCUUUAUCUCCGGCGAUUCAAAGACGUUGCUGAUAUGUUACAAGACUACAUUCCGAGUUUCAAAAUGGCCUCCGACGAUUCGUUGUCUUCACUAUCGUCCGAUAACUCGUCUAAUCAGCUCUCGAGAGAGCGAGUCAGGCUUCUCUCCUCCGGUGGUGGUGUCUCACCGGGUCGCGAUGAGCCCAGUUUCAAAUGCUUCUCUGUUUCAGAUUUGAAAAAGAAGGUCAUGGCUGGUCUCUACAAAAACUGUGAAAAAGAAGGGCAGUGGAGGUAUGUGAUUCUGGGUCAAGCUUGUUGCCAUUUGGGUUUAAUGGAGGACGCAAUGGUACUCCUCCAGACCGGAAAACGACUCGUAACCGCUGCGUUCCGCCGGGAAAGUAUUUGCUGGUCGGACGACAGCUUUUCCUUCACCAAGUUCCCACUCUCCGGCGAACUAACAGUCAAUAAUAACCACCAGCCUCAGACGCAAACCCCUCCAAGGACACAGUCUGAGAGCAUUUCCCAACUCCUCAGCCACAUCAAGCUCCUUCUCCGCCGGAAGACCGCCGCCAUCGCUGCACUCGACGCUGGUCUCUACUCCGAAGCAAUCAGACACUUCUCCAAGGUCGUCAAUGGCCGCCGAGGAGCCCCCCAGGGUUUUCUUGCUGAAUGUUACAUGCACAGAGCUUCGGCUUACAAAUCCGCUGGUCGAAUUGCGGAGUCUAUAGCGGAUUGUAAUCGAACUCUCGCUUUAGACCCAUCUUGUAUUGAAGCCCUCAAUACUCGAGCUUCUCUGUUUGAAACCAUUAGGUGCUUGCCCGAUUGCCUCCAUGACUUGGAGCACUUGAAACUUUUGUACAAUUCCAUUUUACGUGACCGAAAAUUUCCUGGUUCGGCUUGGAAACGUCAAAAUGUGAUGUACAGAGAAAUUCCGGGCAAGCUAUGUUGUCUGACAAACAAAAUUCAAGAAUUGAAGCAAAGGGUUGCCUCAGGGGAGCUUAGGAAUGUGGACUAUUACGCUUUGAUUGGACUAAGACGAGGGUGUUCGAGAUCCGAAUUGGAGAGAGCUCAUUUGCUGCUCACUUUGAGACACAAACCUGAUAAGGCCAUCAGUUUUAUCGAUAGUUGUGAGUUUGCGGAUGAGCGGAAUGUAGAAUCGGUUAGGGACAGAGCAAAGAUGUCUGCAUUGUUGUUGUAUAGAUUGGUUCAGAAGGGUUAUACAAGUUUAAUGUCCACAAUCGUGGACGAGGAAGCGGCAGAGAAGCAGAGAAAGAAAGCUGCCGCUGCAUUGCAAGCAGCACAAGCCAUGCAAGUUCAGCAAACAAUCUCUGUCUCAACAGAGGCAGCGUUUCAAGGUGUGUUCUGUAGAGACCUUGCAGUUGUUGGAAAUUUGCUAUCUCAAUCUGGGUUCAGUCGUCCAAUUCCAGUGAAAUAUGAGGCAUUGAGCUGUUAACGACGAGGAUGAGGAUGAGGAUGAUUAAUGCUAAUAACCACAGUAAACCAAACCAUGAGGGUUUGAAGUUCUUCCGAUGAUGUACACCGGCGUGGAAAUCCGAUUCUUGUCCUAUGUUUGUACAGAAGGAAAAUUAACUAUUGCCAGUGCCGGGAAAAUUGCCCCUCAUUUUCAUUUUCUUUCACUGUUUCUUGCUCCUCGUUCUACUUCUAUCUACCUACAUGUACAGAGUUGAUUCAGUACCCAGUUUCU